AUGGCCCGCCAAGAUCUUAUUGUUGUUGCACUUGUUUUCAUUACCAUGGUUGGGGCAUUUGCCACCGAUAAAUCACUUUCACCAACCCCUUCCAAGGCUUCUUCCCCUGCAAAGUUGCCAUCUUCUUCUUUCUCGACUUCCUCUACCGAGUCGUCUUUCGACGGAAGAGCACCCAAAUCAUCUCCUAUUGGAGCUCUAAAGAGUUUUUCAAGCUCUUCCUAUUCUAGCCAUAGUAAAAGCGAUAGCCCCGAGGCCAAGGAAGGAUCCUCUUUUGACACUGAGUUAGUUGAGGACGUCUCAUCCCCUCCUUCCCCAAAUGUCACUGACAAAGUUUUGUCUCUUCUCCAUGCCCUAAAAAGCAAGGGCGAUGCAGUUGAUAGAGAAAGCCCGAAUUAA
Molecule: messenger RNA, 396 nt
Organism: Gossypium arboreum
Lineage: Eukaryota; Viridiplantae; Streptophyta; Magnoliopsida; Malvales; Malvaceae
Product: classical arabinogalactan protein 6-like
Exons: 1
Coding region: 1-396 (131 amino acids)
Source: RefSeq, a predicted model, not a curated record